UAGAUAUUUAAAUGGCACUUCGGUUUAAGGUGCUUUGGGGUUUGAUACAAUUUCUGGUUUUCCUUAAACACUGCCAAGGAUUUAAGUUUACCAUCGUGCACAACAAUGACAUGCAUGCCAGGUAUGACCCAAUGAAAGGAAGCAGCGGGAAGUGUCCCAAGGGAGACGACGAGAGAGGCCUGUGCUUUGGAGGCUUCGCUAGAGUCGCUACGGCUGUAGCUAAGGCCAGAGCUGAGGGACCGACACUCUUUCUGAAUGCAGGCGACACAUAUCAGGGAACGCCCUGGUUUACGCUCUACAAAGGCGAUCUGGCAGCUGAACUUAUGAAUAUGCUCAAUCCAGAUGCAGUGUCUCUGGGAACUCACGAGUUUGAUGACAAUAUCGAUGGGCUACUUCCCUUUCUGAAUAAGGUCAACUUCCCCAUAGUGAGUUGCAACUUGGACCUAAGUAAGGUUCCUCAAUUGGAAAGUGCAAAGAGGUUGAUGCCGUCAACGAUCAUUACAAAAUUGGAAAAACAGAUUGGCAUUAUUGGCUAUCUUACGCCUGAAACAAGAGAACUGGCUGCAUUGAACGAUCUGGAGUACUACAAUGAAAUACCAUCAAUUAAUGCGGAAGCUCAAAAGCUUAUAGAGAAAGGAGUUAAUAUUAUAAUAGCACUGGGUCAUUCUGGUUACAAGAGGGAUCAGGAAAUCGCCAUCAAUUGUCCAGAUGUGGAUGUUGUCAUCGGUGGACAUUCGCACACUUUUCUCUACACGGGUAAUCCACCGUCCAAAGAGAAACCCGAGGGAAACUAUCCAACUAUUGUCGUGAAGCCAAAUGGUCGACAGGUGCCUGUCGUGCAGGCAUAUGCGUAUACCAAAUAUUUGGGUAAAAUUCAUCUGGAGUUUGACAAUGGAGGGAACCUAAUCUAUUUCAAAGGCAAUCCAAUCUUGUUGGACUCGUCGGUGGAGCUCGAGAGUAAUAUGAAAUCUCUCUUAGAAAUGAAAAGGAAGAAAAUAGAUGAGCUGGAUAGUCAGGUGAUAGGAACUACUAAGGUGUUUCUUAAUGGCGAUCGUACAGCAUGUAGAAAUAAGGAAUGCAACUUUGGCAAUUUUAUUUGUGACUCCCUGGUUUACGGCCGUGUGGCUGAAGACUUUGGUGGACUUUAUUGGACUGAUGCAUCUAUAGCUCUGCUCAAUGGAGGAGGAAUACGCGCAUCCAUUGAUGGAGGAAAGGAUGGUACUGUAACCGGCGCAGAUAUUGCCACCGUGUUGCCCUUUGGCAAUACCAUAUCCGUUGCCCGUGUUAAGGGAGCAAACCUUGUCAAGUCGUUGGAGCACUCGGCAUCUUUGCGCAAUUCAGACUCGGGUGGAGGCUUUCUACAAGUGUCUGGCCUACGUUUUGUUUUAAAUUUUAAUCGGCCAAAAGGUAAACGUGUUACGUCAAUUUUUGUUCUCUGCGCUGAUUGUGAGAUUCCGUACUAUCAACCACUGGAUAGACAUAAAUAUUAUGGGGUGAUUCUACCGACGUUUUUACUUAAUGGCGGAGAUGGUCAUAAAUAUUUUCAAGAAGGAUCAGAUGCACAGCACAGUACUAUGCGCCUUAUUGAUCGCGAAAUAGUAACAAAAUAUUUCCAGGAACAUAAGAUUGUCUUCCCUAAACGGGAACAACGAAUAACUAUUGUGGAAAAAGCAUUCAGAUCUUGUGCCGUUCUCCGAUCUCAGUCUCGAUUUGCAUUAGUUGUAUUUGUAGCUCCUCAACUAUUAUACUUUUUGCCGAUGCUUUUAAUAAAUUAAGAAACUAGAAGCUCUUAGUUGUCACCAAUGCUA
Molecule: messenger RNA, 1808 nt
Organism: Drosophila innubila
Lineage: Eukaryota; Metazoa; Arthropoda; Insecta; Diptera; Drosophilidae
Product: protein 5NUC-like
Exons: 6
Coding region: 12-1775 (587 amino acids)
Biological process (GO): AMP catabolic process
Cellular component (GO): plasma membrane
Molecular function (GO): hydrolase activity
Source: RefSeq, a predicted model, not a curated record